Messenger RNA from Hemibagrus wyckioides, 1827 nucleotides. RefSeq names its product transcriptional activator protein Pur-beta. Lineage: Eukaryota; Metazoa; Chordata; Actinopteri; Siluriformes; Bagridae. The transcript has a single exon. Gene Ontology annotation, biological process: regulation of transcription by RNA polymerase II. Gene Ontology annotation, cellular component: nucleus. The record is from RefSeq and is a predicted model, not a curated record. Gene Ontology annotation, molecular function: DNA-binding transcription factor activity, RNA polymerase II-specific; purine-rich negative regulatory element binding; RNA polymerase II transcription regulatory region sequence-specific DNA binding. The coding region runs from base 336 to 1388 and encodes 350 amino acids.
CAGGUGGAAUUUAUAUUGAUAAAAUUAUGCUGACGUCUUGCUGCCGUUAAACAUGAAGAAAGGAAAUUGUGGUUAAAACUGACAGGUUGAACAGCUGAUCUGUGUUCAGCUUCUGCCUUGUAUAUUAUGGUGAUAUUUAACACAUGGAAUGAGGAAAGUUGGUCUUGGAUCAGACCUUCAGGAACGUUUCUCCUUCAAAACAACAACAGGAAGUGCCUGUGUGUAGAAAUACUUCCAACCAAUAAUAAACCCUGGACCCGCCCCUCAAAUAGUUAUGACAAGCACGUAAACCUAUGAAAUAGCGCAAGUGACUGUUAUUGGCAGAUGCGUGGCUAAUGAGAUCACAACGAUUCCACUUCCGUGAGUUUGACGUCAACGACGUUCUCCGUCCACUGUGCGCAAACACCAGUGCAGGCAGUGGGAGAAGUUGGCUGGCGGUGGUGAAGAUGGCGGAUGGAGACAGCGGGAGUGAGCGCGGUGGCGGAGGCAGUGGUGGAGGUGGUGGAGGUGGUGGAGGAGGAGGCGGUGGUUUCUCGCAGUUCCAGCGAGAACAAGAGACGCAGGAAUUGGCGUCCAAGCGCCUCGACAUCCAGAACAAACGUUUCUACCUGGACGUCAAGCAAAACUCCAAGGGCCGCUUCAUCAAGAUCGCCGAGGUCGGCGCCGGUGGCUCGAAAAGUCGCUUGACCCUCUCCAUGUCCGUGGCGGCGGAGUUCCGUGAUUACCUCGGCGAUUUCAUCGAGCAUUACGCACAGCUUGGGCCCAGUAGCCCAGAGCAGAUCGCACAGUCCUCAGGGGGAGGCCCAGGAGACGACGGCGGCCCUCGGCGGGCUCUUAAAAGCGAGUUCUUGGUGCGUGAGAAUCGUAAAUACUACCUAGAUCUGAAGGAGAAUCAGCGCGGCAGGUUCCUGCGCAUUCGUCAGACCGUGAAUCGAGGGCCGGGCUUUGGUCUCGGAGGCCCGGGCGGCGGCGGAGCCCAAGCGGGCCAAACGAUCGCUCUCCCCGCGCAAGGCUUAAUCGAGUUCCGCGACGCGCUCGCCAAACUCAUCGACGAUUACGGUGGAGACGACGAGGAGCUAAGUGGCGGUGCCGGGGCUGGCGCGGCCUCCGGCGGUUAUAACGAAUUGCCUGAGGGCACCUCCAUCAUGGUGGACUCCAAGCGCUUCUUUUUCGACGUCGGCUCUAACAAGUACGGCGUGUUUCUUCGCGUGAGCGAGGUGAAGCCCAGCUACCGGAACUCCAUCACGAUUCCGUUCAAAGCCUGGAGUAAGUUCGGCGGUGCCUUCUGCCGCUACGCCGAGGAGAUGAAGGAGAUCCAGGAGAGACAGCGCGAUAAAAUGUACGAGCGGAGAGACGAGUCUGAGGGGGAGGACGUGGAUGACGACUGAUGCUACACAAAGUUAAAUAAUAAUAAUAAUUAAAAAAAAAAGAUCUGUAUGUAGUGCUCAUAUGAUGAGAUCCGGUAAAAAAAAUGUGCAGAAACAAGUGAAGAAAGUGCAUGAUGAAUCGGACUUUAAAAUAGCCUACUCAAAUAUUCGUGGCGUGAUAUUCAUUUGACAGAAAAGAAAAAAAUAUAUAUAGCUCUGUGAAGUUUGUGUGAUGAGGAUAAACCGUCUAGAGCCAUUGGGCGAGUUAUGUUUUAUUCGGGGAAAGUUAUGAUUUAUUAUAGUCCUAAACCAGCAAGUUUUAAUUGUCUAAGGUGACAGUUACUCUUUUAUAACACUAAUGCUGCUGAAAUAAAGUAGUCAGAAAAAAAGAAAGCAUAUUGGUCAGUAUAUUUAAAAAAAAUAAAUAAAAAGUUUUGAUUUUUUCGUUAUAAUAUUGAUG